AUGGAUAGCCAAACGAUAAAAUGGCUAGUUUUUAACGGAAAAGCUGAAAACUACCCAGCAUGGAGCACAAAGUUCACCAUCGUAAAGUUUAUGAGCAAGAAAUCCCAAGCUUUUGAAAAAUUUAAAGAGUAUGUACUGUAGCUGAAUUUGGAACACCUCAAAGACUGAGAACUGACAAUGGAGCUGAAUACACAUCGAAGCAAUUCAAGGAUUACUGCAGAGACUCAAAAAUAAAGCAAGAAUUUACUGUUCCAGAAACCCCACAACAGAACGGAGUUGCAGAACGCUUCAAUCGAACUGUAGUUGAAAUGGGACGGUCUCUGUUAAUCCAAGCCAAGUUACCAAAGUGCUACUGGGUAAGAGCCUUAUCCAGAGCAGCUCGCAUACGAAAUCUUACAGUAACUGCCAAUAGCAACCAAGGAAAGAGUCCUUUUGAACUCUUUACCGGAAAAACACCAAGGCGCAACCACCUACGAGUUUUUGGCUGCACGGCAUAUGUUAUGAAAAGAAAGAUCAACAUGAAGAAGCUAGAUUCGAGAUCGGUGAAAGCCAAAUUUAUCGGUUAUGAUGACAAAAGCACAGCCUACAUCUUGCAAGAAUUCGACUCGAAAAAGGUCAUCAAAGCACGUAAUGUCAUCUUCAAAGAGAACGAAAUCCAGUCAUUCUCAGCCAGAGAAACGAUGAGUCCGGACAACCCAAACCUUGUGAGUCCCAACAUGGAUUUUGAAGAUGAUCGCCCGAAUGACGAAGCCACAAAGAUACCGGUCCAAGCUAGAGUUGGGGAAAAUGAUAAGACACCUGUUGUUCAAAAUCCACGUCAAGUCGAAGAAAACCCCGAGGAAGACGAAGUCGCACUCCCCAGAGAAAGCAGAAAUCGUCGCCACCCGGAACGAUAUGGAUUACCCUACACGUUUAACAUAACAAAAGAAGAAAACAUACAAGAACCCAAGUCGUAUAAUGAAGCAAUUCGUUAA
Paramuricea clavata is the source of this 974-nucleotide messenger RNA. Lineage: Eukaryota; Metazoa; Cnidaria; Anthozoa; Malacalcyonacea; Plexauridae. The record is from the annotation of a GenBank genome assembly.